Molecule: messenger RNA, 1193 nt
Organism: Mesoplodon densirostris (Blainville's beaked whale)
Lineage: Eukaryota; Metazoa; Chordata; Mammalia; Artiodactyla; Ziphiidae
Exons: 1
Coding region: 514-906 (130 amino acids)
Source: RefSeq, a predicted model, not a curated record
CCUGGGCCGCCUGUCCCGUCCGAGGAGCCGGGAUAUCCGCGAGGACACGGAGCCCACGCGCUGCGGGACCCUUCACCAACGGGCGUUAACUAACCGCGCGGGCGGCACUGCUAAAGCUCCCAACGAUGACUCGAGUGGGGAGCCCCGAAGGCAGCGCGUCUGCCGGCGCACCCGGCGGGGAGGGCCCAGAUGCGCCGGCGCCAGUCGAUCAGAGGCGCUGGCCUCCGACCUCACUGCGAGCUGAGCAGGCGGCGGGAGGAGGAAUAACGGAGAGACGCCAGGCGCCGGUUCGCCCUGGCCUCAGCCUUCAGCCGCCCCUCGGCGGGUGGCGGAGUGCGCUGAAACAGUGUAAGAGCUGCCAAGGGCGCCGGGACCUCGCGGGCAGCGACGAAGGCGGAGCCCCGGCCGGGCUAGGGAGGCGCGCGGAGAGCCCACCCCCUCCCCCGGCCCGCCGGGGUAAACAAGGCCUAGACUCGCACCGCGCACUUACCGGGAGCCGUGGCCCCGCGGCCGAUGAGCCCGGGCGGGCCAGACCGGGUCGGGCCAGGCCAGAAGAACCGGGUCCAGGAGCGGCGGCGGCGGAGGCGGCAAGCCAACGCCGGUCAAGGCCCGCGCUGCUUCCUCCGGCGAAGCCGUCUCAGCAGCUCCGGAAGUGCUCAGAGCAGUUCCGUCACUUCCGGCCCGGGGUCGACCCGCGGUCGCCGGGGUCGCGGCAGGCGCUGGGCAGUAACGCCUCUCAGCGGACGCUUCACUACAGCCCAGCGCUGCGACCCAGAGUGGGCCCAGAGCACAGCCAGUGCCGACGGCUGCGAGAGGCAGCAGAGGAGAGGAUUCGACUUAUUGGAGAGUGGUCACGGCAUCUCUUCCGGCUUUUGCUUACCAGCGCCGCCCGCCGGGAUACUUUAAACCAGGGUUCUUCUGUCGGACUCCUCACUUCUCUGUUUGUAAUCGGUGUCUGGCACCGAAAAGACAUCCAGACGUUCGUGGAGUGGAUAAAGGACUGUUGUUUCCCGGCCGCUAACUAAUCGAAGAAGAGCUAGGUCUUCGGGUCAGCGCGCAGGGCCGGGAAUUUCUGCGUACGUUCUGAGGCCGUCGCCUGGUGGCCGCCGAUUCACAGGACCACGCCAGGCUUCCGCUGCCCUCUCCGCGGCCUAGUUCGCUGCCUAAUUCCUUGGCUUCCCAUUCACCCAAGA